CGCGUCACGUGGGCGCGUGUCGAAGGUCACAAUGGAGCUGUCGGUGUACGCGCAGGGCGGGUGGCGGCUGCUGGCCGACCCCCGCCGCUUCCCCCGACGCCCUUACUCCGCGCUCCUCCGCGCCGCCUUCCGCAGCCUCCUCCAGCACCCCCCUCACGCCUGGUUGGUAAAUUCAUUUAUUUUAGACGAUCCCGACCUGAAAGAUAUUGACCCCACGGUAUUAAAACAUUGCCAUGCGGCGGCCGCGACGUGUAUUCUGGAGGCAGGGAAGCAGAAAGCCGACAUAUCUGCUAUAAGCACAUGUCUUGAGGACUGUAAACUGGACAAAGAGAGAAUAGAACAAUUUUGCACCGAAUAUCAGAAAAACAAGGAUGCAUUGGAAAUCCUAUUGGGAAGCAUAGGCAGAUCUCCUCUCCAUAUAACUGACGUGUCUUGGCGCUUGGAAUAUCAGAUCAAGAGCAAUCAACUUCAUAAAACUUACCAGCCUUCCUACUUGGUGACCUUAAACGUAGAGAACAGUGAUUCGGCAUCACACCCAGAUAUUAGUUUUAGUUGCACGAUGGAGCAAUUACAGGAUUUAGUUGGGAAACUAAAAGAUGCCGCAAAAAGUCUAGAAAGAGCGACUCAGAUGUGAUGGGAGGAAGGUGUCAGCCCGCGGAGCUGAAGUACUUUCAUUCCUUAGGAGUGUGUCUUCUAAAUGACAAAUGUCUUUCA
Messenger RNA from Calidris pugnax (ruff), 714 nucleotides. RefSeq names its product COMM domain containing 3 (gene COMMD3). The record is from RefSeq and is a predicted model, not a curated record. NCBI's taxonomy places the organism in Eukaryota, Metazoa, Chordata, Aves, Charadriiformes, Scolopacidae. The coding region runs from base 32 to 634 and encodes 200 amino acids. Gene Ontology annotation, biological process: sodium ion transport. The transcript is spliced from 8 exons.